Molecule: messenger RNA, 3009 nt
Organism: Chrysoperla carnea
Lineage: Eukaryota; Metazoa; Arthropoda; Insecta; Neuroptera; Chrysopidae
Product: BRCA2-interacting transcriptional repressor EMSY
Exons: 6
Coding region: 68-2668 (866 amino acids)
Biological process (GO): regulation of DNA-templated transcription
Cellular component (GO): nucleoplasm
Source: RefSeq, a predicted model, not a curated record
UCUUCAAACUCUAAAAAUAAACUGUCAAAAAUAUUGUUUAAAUGAAUGAUUUUAUGUGGAACUUUCUAUGAGAAACAUGUGGCCAUUACUGUUGGAUAGCAGUGAGGAAGAAUGUAUGAAAACGUUACGACGUCUAGAAUUAGAGGCUUAUGGAUGUUUGGUGUCUGCGUUACGAGCCCAAGGUGGACUUACAUCAGAAAAAUUGAAAAUAUUAAAAGACACUGCAUCCGCUUUGCAUAUUACACCAGAGCGUCAUCGAGCUGAAAUUCGCCGAGCUGUUAAUGAUGAACAACUUUGUACAAUCGCACAAUUUGCUGAGGGACCAGACACUUAUGCCGAAUGGUCAGUUGAGGGAAGACGAAAAGUACGUUUGGUGCCUCGCGUUGUACCUCAAACAGCUUUUUUAGCUGUUGCACGGCGUGUUGCUGAUGUUGCACAAGCUGAUAAUGCAAAAAUGCCAUGGCCAGCUGCAACUGCCCGUCCGCCUCCAAUACCAAAAGUACAAACAACAUCAGCACAGAUCAAAUAUGAUCAUGAAGAUCGAAUACCUAAAAAACGUCGUCGAUUAUCUGAUGACAGUUUACCAUCUGCUUCACAAUCAUCAUCGCUACAAGCUUCUCAAUCGAUUGUGUUUGCGACACAAUCACCAGGACAACAAAAACAUCACCGUAUUCAAAAGCAUGGCAUUAGUAAAAUACAACAAAUGUAUAAAAAUCAGAGUCGUUUAGCUACAUCAACAUUACAGCGACAACAAUCCUCAUCUUCAACAGCUGUAUCUCAUCAGGAAAUUAUUAUGCCUCCACCACGUACGACAAUUAAAACAAUUCCACCUGUCAAACAAAAUAAAACAACGGAAAUUUUAGAAAAAAAUCCCCAAGUUACUACUUCUGCAGCGGCUACGGCAAUAUCAACUCCUAUAACAGCAAAAGUAAUUCAUCAGAAUAAGAGUUUAAUAAAAAUUUCCACCCAGAAUCCUACAACUCAUCAAAAACUUGUCAUUGUAAGCGCGUCUCAACCGAUUAAUUCGAAUAUUAUCCAUCAAACUUCUUCUGGUGGAGGUGGAAGCACUAAUAAAAUUAUAACAACGCCAAUUAAUACAAUUAAAAUUAAGACAACUGUUGGUGGAACUGUAGCCACCAUUGCAGGAGGUAGUGGUGAUGAUCUGGAAUUAAAAUGCUCAAAAAUAACAAAUCAACAAGUGAUUGUUUCUAAAUCACAAUUAACACCACUGCAAACAAUACAUCAUGGACAUCAUACACAUGUAUCAGUUGCUGGAGGGGAUACGAAAUCAAAAGUUUUAACUGUACAAGCAAAGGUGCGUCCACAGGGCUCCAUUAUUGUACCGUUACAGAGUCAAACUGCAACAUCCAGUGGACAAUUUGCUGGUGUUAGUGUACCUGUUUUACAAGGUGUACAAUGGAAAGCGAUACAGGGUAAAUCAACUGUAAAAUUGCUCCCAUUAUCUGGUAACGCUAAAAUUAUUCAAAAACAAGGUGGUACAGUGGGCUCAGCCCCAAUAUAUGUAAUGAGUAAACCAAGUAAUAUAUUAGUGAAUAAAACAAAUGAUGCAGAAUCAACGAAAACGACCUUAAGUAACAUUACACAUAUACGACCGUUAACACAAAAGUCAGAUGACGCAACUUCUCUGGGUUCAACUGGAGGUAGCGGUAAAUUAUUAGUUGUACGAAAGGCAACACCAAUACAAACUACCACUGGGUCAUCCCCAACGGGUUCGUCUUCAAUUGUAAACGUUGUUUCUAGUAACGAACAAUCUAAAAGUGAAGAUGAUGUUAAAGAACCAACAUCAUCUUCAGACCAACAGAGAAAAUCUACUGUGUUACAAGAUGCGCUACGUGCUUCAGGUGUAACAGCUGUUGAUGAUGACAUUGAGUCACAAAUAUCACAAUAUACAGUUAUACCAAAAACUAAAACGUGGACAUCUGAUACAACAACAAUAAUAGAUCAUCAUUCUCAUAAUCUUGCGUUACAAUCAACUACUUCUGCACAAUCUUCUUCCAUUUCCACUCAAUCUACACUGCCCAUCGUGAGUGCAACUAAAUCUAUACAAAAUAUUCAAUUACAAGAUACGAAAUUUUUAACACUUGAGGAAGCAGUUGCUAUCUUAGGUGAUAAUAGUGAAACCCGUGCAAUAUUGAGUCAUUUGCAAGUGGAUUCCUCAAAUCAAACAACCGCAGCCACCGAUCAUGGUCAGUUAGAUCCACAAACUGGUAUCUAUUCACCAACACCCACAAAUAACUCAUCUACAUCAGCAAUUUCUUCAUCAUCAAUCAUAACCUCAACAUCAACUGUCAAUGUUGUAUCAAAACAAACAAAUGAACAACGUUUAGAUAUAUUUAAUACAGCAUUAGUAUCAGCUGAUAUACAACUGGAUACAGUUGGUGGGGAUAGUGGUGGGGAUGAGAUAAUAACAACAUCAAAUAAUAUUGAGGAACAAAAUUCAUCAACUGAUGAAUUUUAUACUGAUGAUAAUGUAAUUAUUGAUACUACGCAGCUAUGUCCAACAGAAUUAAUGCAAACUGAGGAUGUUGUAGUGACGACAACAAGUGAUGAAACAACUACAUCACUCACUGAUAAACAGUUAACUGAUAUAUUAACAGGUGACGAUACUAGUGAUAAUAACGAUACAGAUGAUAAUACAAAUAGAUAAUUAUUUAUAAAUUUAAUAAGUAGAUAGGGAAUAAUGUAAUUUAUUCGAUGAACGGGAAGGGCUAGGUUUUUUUGAAAUCGAAGAAGGAACAGUAACCAUGUUUGGAAAAAAUAUGAGUGUCUCGAUAGACUGUCAGAAAAAUAAACCAUUGCUUGAGGGCUGUUUAUAUGUCCCCUAUCAUAUGCAGACUGUAAGAAAUCGACUGUAAAAAUGAUAUCGAUCGCCCUCUAGUUAAAAGACAAAUGAAACAUUAUGCCUGUAAUUGAAUACAGAAUUAACUUAUCAGUUUUCUAUUUUUUAAUUUAUACUGAUUUCAUUUUCUAGAAUUUUUUUAAAUAUUC